AUGAAGUUGGAUACGAGGGCAAUGCGCCACCUCGCCUCCGAGGACUGGCGAGUUUUGACGGCAGUCGAGAUGGGAAGCAAAAACCACGAACUCGUCCCCACGCCGUUGAUCGAGAAGAUUUCGCGCCUCCGUGGCGGCGCCAGCGGUGUCCACAGAAGUAUCUCUGCCCUCGCCAAAGUCGGCCUCAUCGCUCGCGUCAAGGAGGCCAAGUACGAUGGUUAUCGUCUUACAUACGGUGGCCUCGAUUAUCUUGCACUACACACCCACGCCAAGCGAAAGGACGUCUACAGUGUCGGAAAUCGAAUCGGUGUUGGAAAGGAGAGUGAUAUUAUGGUUGUUGCAGACGAGACCGGCACCCAACGAGUCCUCAAGAUUCAUCGACUGGGUCGAAUUUCCUUCCGAACCGUUAAGUCGAACCGAGACUACCUUAAGAACAGACAAUCUGGAUCUUGGAUGUACCUGUCGAGGCUAGCAGCCAUGAAGGAGUUUGCUUUCAUGAAGGCCCUUCGCGAAGAGGGGUUCCCCGUACCUGAGCCCAUCGCACAAUCACGGCACACCAUCGUCAUGUCCUUGAUAGAUGCCUUUCCUCUCCGCCAAAUCUCGGACGUCCCUGACCCUGCGUCUCUAUACGCCGACCUAAUCAGCCUUAUCCUUCGCCUUGCGAAGCACGGCCUGAUCCAUGGAGAUUUCAACGAGUUCAACAUCCUGGUCAAGGAGGAGAGGACCAAGUCUGAGGACGGCCAAGAAGUUGUCAACCUCGAACCCAUCAUCAUUGACUUUCCCCAAAUGGUCUCGAUGGAGCAUCAAAAUGCUGAGAUGUAUUUUGACCGAGAUGUGAAUUGCAUAAAGCGCUUCUUCGAAAGGCGCUUUCACUUCGUCACCACCGAACCCGGCCCCUUCUUCAAGAAUGCCAAGAAGACAGUGGGCAAGGAUGGUGUCAAGAGACUCGAUGCCACCGUCGAGGCCUCUGGCUUUACCAAGAAGAUGUUGAAGGACCUGGAGGCUGCCAUCAAGGACAAGGCAGAAACCAAGGAGCAGGCAGCCGACGACGAAGAUGAAGAUGACGAAGACGAGGAGGAUGAGGACGAAGAUGAGGACGAGGAGGGUGAUGGCUCAAGCAAUUCUGGGGGCCUACUUGGCGAGGACGCCAAAAACUCGCCCGACGAGAGCGUCGAAGAGGGCAUCUCUAAACUGACAGUUUAA
Messenger RNA from Fusarium keratoplasticum, 1203 nucleotides. Its product is annotated as Non-specific serine/threonine protein kinase. Gene Ontology annotation, cellular component: nucleus; preribosome, small subunit precursor; cytosol. The record is from RefSeq and is a predicted model, not a curated record. Gene Ontology annotation, molecular function: protein serine/threonine kinase activity; ATP binding. The coding region runs from base 1 to 1203 and encodes 400 amino acids. Lineage: Eukaryota; Fungi; Ascomycota; Sordariomycetes; Hypocreales; Nectriaceae. Gene Ontology annotation, biological process: maturation of SSU-rRNA; protein phosphorylation. The transcript is spliced from 2 exons.